This is a messenger RNA of Cinclus cinclus, 1140 nucleotides long. RefSeq names its product CD34 molecule (gene CD34). Gene Ontology annotation, cellular component: membrane. Lineage: Eukaryota; Metazoa; Chordata; Aves; Passeriformes; Cinclidae. Bases 1 to 1140 code for a protein of 379 amino acids. Gene Ontology annotation, biological process: cell-matrix adhesion. The transcript is spliced from 8 exons. The record is from RefSeq and is a predicted model, not a curated record.
AUGAAGUGGAGGCAGCUCCUCUGCAUCGCCGUCUGCGUGCUGGAGCUGGCUGGCUGUGCUGCUGAGAGCACGACAGACAUCCCCACACCGACAGCCACGGCCGUGGCAGCGAGGGACAGCAGCAGUGGGACAGCCAGCACUGCCAGCACUGCCAGCACAGCCACGGGACACAGCAGCAGUGCCAGAACAACCCCUGAUGAAGCCACAGCUGGGUCCGUGGCCACCAACUCGACGUCAUCAGAGCUCCUUGGGCAGCUGAGGACGAGCUCCCAGCCCAGCCAGGCCCCCACAUCUCUGCCGGGCACCCCCCUGGAGCCACGCGGGAUCCCGGGAGUCUCCACAACCCAGACCCCCCCAGGGACAGAGCCCAGGGACAGGGCACAGCCCUCAGACCCCGCGGUGGCCACGACCAGCUCUGCGGCCAGCCUGGAGCAUCCUCCGGAGCCAGCUGCCACCACAGCCCUGCACACAGGCAGGCACAGCCCCCAGCCUCCCCUCCCUGCCAUCGGGUGCCACGGCGUCAGAGGCGAGGGUGACACUGGAGCCAUCUGCCUGCAGCUCAACGAGUCCAACACCUGCGAGCAAUUUUUAGAGAGCAAGGGAUGGGAUUUUUGGAAAGCAGUAUGUGAAAAUAGAACCCACACCGUGGAAUCCCCCUGUGAAAUCAAACUCACUCCAUCCAGCCUGGACAGAGACUGUUUGCUCCUCAUCCUCAAAGGAGAGAAAGAUCCUGACAAACUUCUGAACACGCUCCAGAAGUCUCACUGGGAAAAGUUUGGAAUAGAAUCCCUUAAAAAGGAGAGCACGAGGAGCCACCGGGAGCCUUCCCAGAAGACCCUGAUUGCCCUGGUCACAUCUGGGCUGCUGCUGGCCUUCCUGGGCCUGGCUGGGUAUUUCCUGAUGAAGAGGCGCAGCUGGAGCCCCGCGGGACAGAGGCUGGCUGAAGACCCCUACUACACGGAGCACAGCAGCCAGGGGAACACCCUGCUGAUGACACCCUCCCAAGAGCCAGCGGAGCUGCAGGAGAAGCCAAACCUCCCAAACCUCAACGGGGCCACCCAGGAGAACGGGACGGGCCAGGCGUCCUCCAGGAACGGCCACUCGGGCCGGCAGCACAGCCCCGCUGACACCGAGAUGUGA